GCGUUCGCUUUUGGAGUCGCCAUUGAUCUUACUUGGAGUAGAUCGAACACUCUUCGGUCGGCCCUAACCAUAGGGUCAGAAGAAUGGCUGGAUAACCGUGCAUCAGGGUCAAUCACAUCGUGAGCCGAUUUGGUGAACAAAUAUUUGAACCGUUACCAUCCCCCAUCCAAGAUAGCAGAUCUCCAAAAAGAGAUUACCCACUUUGUGCAGGAGGAGGACGAGACCCUCAGAGAUGCAUGGGCGCGAUAUACAGGUCUCUUCCUGAAAUGCCCCCAUAAAGGAUUUAGUGACCCUUCAAGGUCGGCAAUUUCUACCAGGCCCUCUUUCUCGAGACCAACAGUUGAUUGAUUUUGUAUGCCACAUAAAUAUGAUGACUAAAACUCCCCUAGAAAUUAAUCAAACUUUUUGAGGGCCUUGCAGAACAGGGUUAUGACUAGGGAGUUGCAAAGAGAAGUCGACGUGUUCAAGGCCAAGGUGUUCAUGCUAUGGAGGCUCGACCAUCAGCCCUGGAAGCUAGAGUUCUGAGCUUGUUACAAAAAUCGACCAUAAAGGAUUUGUUAUUGGCACAGGCAAGCCCCAGGUGAUGUACUGCUAGUGGUGCUAGAGCUAAAAUCACAUGGUGGAGGAUUCAGGCCAUGAAAGAAUCCAACACAUAUCACUUGAGUUCGUGCAGAUUAUUGUCAAUGGUUAGCACGUGUCAACAACUACCACAUCCUAAGCCAAGUUUAACCUAGGAUGGCAUUGUCGUAUAGUGGUAAUCAAUGUCGUAUUUUACUCGGGUCCUGGUACCCUAGCCUACUUCCCAGUUCCCACCUAGUUGCUAAUUAGUUAAUCGCUUUUGGAGGUUUAAGUGGAGGAAUUGAGGAGAUAACUAGACUAGAGAUUGAUCAAAGCUAAAAGCAGGUACUUCGGGGUUACUAUGCAUGCAUAAAUACUUAGGGUUAUCGAAUGUGGUGAGUGAGCUCUUUUUCGGGAGCUUUCGUGGUUAUCAACAAGCCUCUGAGUACGCCUCCCCUAAAUCCAUAUAUAGUCACCUCGAUCUAGGCUAUUGUAUCUGGGGCAUUUAGCUCAUGGCUCAUUUCAAUGGACACUAUCCACCAUCCACACCGAGGUUUCAUCCCGGGUUCUAUCUAAGAAGGCUAACCUACAGCAGGGGUUUGGCCGCCUCGACCACCAUAGGUCCCUAUUCAUACAUCUCAAAAUCUUCUCAUCUCCCAAGGGAGAAAGAAGUCUUCUAUUUAUAGGCAAUCUGCGGAUGGAGAAGAUCACGGCCAAAAGCACAGAGAUCGCGGUCGUGAUCUUUAGUAGUGAGGCGCGAUCUUGAAAUUACGUCGUCCUGACCUUCAAAAAUGAGGAGAUCGCGGGCUAACUUCGUGGUCGCGAUCAAUGAGUCGCAGCCUCGAUCUUCCUCACGGUCAAAUAAUGUUGUGGCCGUGAUUCAACUAGGGAAAGUCUUUGAUUCUCCCUCGCUCAUUCCUCACGAAGUUCGCACCCUUAGCCCUCCAAUUCGUGAUCGCGAUCUAGGGCUUCUGGAGAAAUUCACAUAUUCCAAUCAGUUUAAUCCAACUCUCUACAGUCAGGAUAUCACAAAUGUAGCUAUCCCUGUCGGGAAUUACUACGUACUAAACAAUUAAAUCAAAUCCUACUAUCGUAGCUCAAUGAGUUAAUUAUUUAGCCUGAAGAUCGAUAUCCCAAUCAAGACCGCAUAGUAUCUUAUUUAAUCCACUGUCGCUUCGAUAAGUUACUAUGUCACAUGAAAUAUGUUCAAUUAUUAGGGUUUCACUGUCGCUAAUAACCUAAUUAACUACGAUUCAUGGUAUUGGUGGCCAAUCAACACAAAGCAUUAAGCAAUUUCAUGCAAUAAAGAUUGGAAGAAAAGAAAUAUGAAUCAAUCCAUCAAAUAUAGAAAUAGCUACAUCCUAUGGUGUUUCCACCAGAAAUUGGGGUUUAGUUCAUGACGAAAUCAAAAGAUAUAAUCAUGUUCAUACUCAUUGAACUAAUCACGAGCGAAAGAAAAUACUGAUUUUGAAUUAUGCAUUGCGAUCUCCUGUUCCUCACGAUAGUUUGUUGUUGUCCCGCACUAGUCGCCUGUUAUUCGCUCUUGUUCCGCGCUGCCCUCGCUAUUAUUCCUCCCAAAAGGAAUUCUCUGCUCGCCAAUUCCUUCUCCAAUUAAUUCCCUCUAUCCAAUAUAUUUCCUUUAGCACCUAGCGGCUCCCAAAAGAUCCCCGGUCCAAUUAAUUCAAUUUCGUCCAGGACUCUCCAAAGGCGUCCAAAUAAUUCCAAGUCUCCAAACUCUGUGUUGCCUCUUUUCUUCCUUUUUUUUCCAAGGACAAAAAAUUUGGUCCCUUUUAAAUCCCAGAACAAGAAUUGCAAUUCCCUUUAGCUCAAUUCCGGGUCCAGGUUCUCCUUGUGGGCUGACCGGCUGGUUUCAAAUGGACCAACUGCUUGCUACAUAAUAGAUCCCAAAUUCCCUGUCCAAUUAAUUAUACUCUCGCUUUUCUUGUACUUCUUUUUCCAUUUGGUUGUGCUAUUGCAAUCUGCCCGUGUUGUCAUUUUAUCAUUUUCUUCACCUGAAACACAUCAAGAACUCUAACACCGGAUGGUAAUGGCUUUUCAACCAUUCCAUAGUUAAUUGGCCCUAAAGCAAGCAUUCUAUGUUUUCGACAAUUAUCACAACCCCACACUCAAAACUUGCUUGUCCCUAAGCAAUGACUCAGACAAGAGAACGAUAAUUGGAGGAAACACAACACAUGCAACACAGGGACAACCUUGUUCAAAACGCAUGACCCACAAAACACAAUCAUUAACACCAUGAAUUUAUCCUUAUACUCUUGUGAUAAUCAAUAGUUUCUUUCUCAUCAAAUUAGUUGUGCUUUAAUGAUCAUACCAUUCACCCCACACUCAAGUUCUUUGCAAGCACUUACCAUUGACUGACUAAAAUCCACCAAAAACUCUAUUAGCAAACACUCAAUUUAGGUCGUCGGUAGUGGGUUAUUAACAACUUAUGGUGCAACAAUUAUUAGGAGAAUCUAACCACAUCAGUGAGGUGCAUAUCUCGUGAGGGCAAUCUGGCUUACUCACACCAAUCAUUAGCAAUUAACUAAGCAUGAGUCUCAAAAAUAAAUGGGGGAAGCUUUUCACAAACUUGGUUUUAACUUUAAGCACAUCACUACCUUUCUGACAAGGAGAGGCUUUCUCUCUUUCUGAUUUUGCUUGCCGAGUUGUCAUAUUUAGUACAAGUAGGAUUUGUUUCUUACUACCGGUGAUCUAGCAAGAGCAAUUUCUGCUUCUUAGCACUCGCAUAAGGGCUUCUUUCAACUCCUUUUCCUCGGUCCAUGUGGAGGGUCACUACACAUCCUCACAUGGCACUUUACUCAACGAGGAAUCGUACUUGAUAAACAACAUCGUACGUGAUAGGGAAAAAGCGUAUAUGCCUUAAUCCUAUCUUGUAGUAAAUCGGAAUGUCCAGGUAUCGUCUUUUAGGGACUGGUACAACCUUAAGUUUUAUCAAUUUAUGGAGAAAACUAUAAGUGAAAAUGGUUUGAGAGAUAAACUAAUUUCUAAAAGCAUAAUUAAAUAAAAAAAUUAAGUAAUG
Messenger RNA from Linum trigynum, 3595 nucleotides. Lineage: Eukaryota; Viridiplantae; Streptophyta; Magnoliopsida; Malpighiales; Linaceae. The record is from the annotation of a GenBank genome assembly.